Messenger RNA from Colletotrichum costaricense, 351 nucleotides. RefSeq lists its product as uncharacterized. The transcript has a single exon. Lineage: Eukaryota; Fungi; Ascomycota; Sordariomycetes; Glomerellales; Glomerellaceae. The record is from RefSeq and is a predicted model, not a curated record. Bases 1 to 351 code for a protein of 116 amino acids.
AUGCCUGAAAUCGCCCUCUCAAAGACGAGGGCUGCCGACAACCUCUCUUCGCUUCCCGAGCACAUAUAUCAAAGGACACAUUCACAGCAAGGCCUUGGAUACUUCCCCGAGAGCAACUGCAGGGAAGAAGGAAGCCAUACGCCGCCUAGCAGCAGCAUCGCGGCGGCUACAGUAUUUACCUCGGGGCCCUCGGAGAGUAGCGACCUUGUCUCGUCGCCGCCGCCGACAGGUCAGAGUCAGAGUGAUGAUCACCCUAGUGGCGUGGCCGAUGAGGAUCCACACGACUCGCAGGCGACGGAGAGCGCCCCGGAAGACGAUACUUCGGGUCCUGAAGAGGUAGGGGAAGAGUAA